This is a messenger RNA of Bacillus rossius redtenbacheri, 2200 nucleotides long. RefSeq names its product pescadillo homolog. Gene Ontology annotation, molecular function: RNA binding. The transcript has 9 exons. Gene Ontology annotation, cellular component: nucleolus; PeBoW complex. NCBI's taxonomy places the organism in Eukaryota, Metazoa, Arthropoda, Insecta, Phasmatodea, Bacillidae. Gene Ontology annotation, biological process: ribosome biogenesis; maturation of LSU-rRNA from tricistronic rRNA transcript (SSU-rRNA, 5.8S rRNA, LSU-rRNA). Bases 175 to 1965 code for a protein of 596 amino acids. The record is from RefSeq and is a predicted model, not a curated record.
AAAAAGUCGGGAUAUAUAGACUCUGACUAGUACUUUAUUUACUCCAGUCUCCAGUUGAUUUACUCUAUGGUCUCUGGGAAAUAUUGAUAAAUGAAAACAUCCACGUGGAAAUGAAAUAAUUGUGUUAACUACAGGAAACCAUUAUUAAUUUACGAAGUUUAGUAUUUUGCUGAAAUGGGUGGGCUUAGACAGAAAAAGUACCAGAGCGGGGAGAGCGCAAGGUACGUGACGAGGAAAACUGCCCUGAAAAUGCUGCAGUUGACUCUGAAGAACUUCAGGACACUGUGCAUUCUUAAAGGCAUCUACCCUAGAGAACCUCGGCACAGGAAGAAGGCCCAGCACGGAGCGACUGGCAUCAAGACUUUGUACUACAAGAAGGACAUUCAGUUCCUUGCGCACGAGCCUCUCAUUUGGAAGCUUAGAGAAUUGAAGAUCUACGCCAGGAAGUGCAGAAAGGCCAGACGGCUGAGGGACUUCUCGACCUUGAAGAGGCAGAUGAGGAAACACCCCGAGUUCAACCUGGACCACAUAGUGAAGGAGAGGUACCCGACCUUCAUCGACGCCAUCCGGGACCUGGACGACUGCCUCACGCUCUGCUUCCUGUUCUCAACGUUCCCGUCGCUGCGCCACGUCCCCCGCCACCAGUCGGAGCUGUGCCGGCGGCUCACAGUGGAGUUCCUGCACUGGGUGAUCGCGGCCAAGGCCCUGCGCAAGGUCUUUGUGUCCAUCAAGGGCUACUACUACCAGGCCGAGAUCAAAGGGCAGCUGGUCACCUGGAUCGUGCCGCACCACUUCUCCUUCGAGCCCCAGGCCAGAGAGGAAGUUGACUUCAAAGUGAUGUCCACUUUUGUUGAGUUCUACACCAUAGUGCUGGGUUUCGUGAAUUUCCGUCUUUACCAUUCGUUGAACCUCAUAUACCCACCAAUGUUUAAAGGAUAUGCAGAAUGUGAAAGGUCGCUUGUGGACCAAAACACGUAUGUAUCAGAACGUAUUGCAGCAUUGACUGUGCCUCUCAUUCACGAACAAAGAGCAGCACAAGCGGAAGAAGUUGAAUUAGAUGAGUUUCCAGAUAGUACCGAUGACCCAGAAAAGCUGGAGAAAACCAAGCUGGAGUUGGAAAGAGUGAAGAACUUGAAGACCUUGUUCGAGGGUUUGAAGUUUUUUGUGAAUCGUGAAGUUCCACGAGAACCUCUGGUAUUCAUCAUACGUUGUUUCGGAGGUGAAGUUUCUUGGGACAAGUUGCAUUUUGUCGGGGCUACUUUUGACGAAAACGAUGACACUAUCACACAUCAGAUUGUGGACAGGCCCAGCAUCCAGAAGGUUGCACAUCCCCGGUUUUACAUCCAACCACAGUGGGUGUUUGACUCUGUGAACGCCCGCCAACUGUUGCCAAUGAACAAGUAUUUCUUGGGUGCUACCUUGCCGCCGCACUUGUCACCGUUUGUGGACGACACAAAAGAUCACUAUGUGCCUCCAGAAGAAAGGGAACUGCAUGAUCCUAAAGCUGCUGAUGCUGCAGAAAAAUCCAGUGAAGAUGAUUUGUCUGAUGAUGAAGAUGAAGUGGAAGAUGGAGUGGAAACCAAGGAAUCUUCUGAUGAAGGCGUCAGUGAGAUAGAAGUAAAUGAGCAAGACCUUGAAGAAGUGACAAUGAAGGAUGAUAGCCAUGAUGAAUUGGAAAAGAAAAGACUGGAUAAGAAAAAGUUGAUGUCAGUUUCUGUUGGGACAAUUACUAAAGAAGAUCCACUAGAAAAGGCUCGUCUUGCAAGGCAAGAGUAUCGACUCCGAGAAAAGAUGAUACCAAGAAAAUACCAUAAACUGUAUAGGAGCAUGAUGAAGGGAAGGAUGGAACGAAGUAAAGAACAAUGGUUGCUCCGUAAGAAACGACGACUGCAUGAUGAAGAGAAGAAAGUGAAUGCAAAGGCAGAAAAAAAACAGAAGUUAAAGGCUGCUGUUGCAAGUGUUUGAAAAAGGCCAUAGUUACUGUUUGCAUUGCAUAUUUGUUUACAGGUUAUUUGUAAAUGUGUUGAUAGUUUAUAUUUACCUCCAAGCUUACUGCAUUUGACAGAAAAGCAUAAGGUAAUGUAUCAGGAAUUGACUUUAUCUCAACAUCUACGUAUUGAAAUUGCAAAAUGGUGGUUUGGUGGUCUGUUUAAGGUCACCAAGAUUGUUUUUUAAGUUGAAAAAUAAAUAAUGAUACAUA